AUGUCCGAAGAAAAAUCAAUCGGCAUAUCCUCGGGCGUGGACCCAACCCUCGACAUCGAACGAAGCAAACAAGUCGACCCAAUAAUGGAGAAACACUCCCACGACGCCGACGAGGCCAUGAAAGCCUUCGAUGAGAUGCAAGGCGAAGCCAUCGAACUGGAUGAAUCGACGAACCGGCGCUUGUUGAAGAUUAUCGAUUGGCAUAUGAUGCCCAUCAUGUGUUGUAUCUACGGCAUGAAUUAUUUGGAUAAAACGACCCUAUCUUACGCGAGCGUCAUGGGCAUUAAGGAGGAUCUUGAUCUUCAUGGGGAUCAGUAUCAGUGGUUGGGGAGUUUGUUUUAUUUUGGAUACCUCGCGUGGGAAUAUCCGACCAACCGUCUUCUUCAGCGUCUUCCUCUCGGCAAAUAUUCCGCUGCCUGUAUUUUGAUUUGGGGAUUGAUUCUUUGCUGCUUUGCUGCUGUUAAGAAUUACUCUGGUGCUAUUGCGAUUCGGUUUAUGCUUGGUGUUUUUGAGGCUGCUGUUACGCCUGGUUUUGCUUUGUUGACUUCUCAGUGGUACACAAAACAAGAACAAGGAAGCCGUGUCAACAUCUGGUUCUCCUUCAACGGCGUCGGCCAAAUUCUCGGCGGAGUAGUCGCCUACGGCAUCGCCGUCGGUGCCGAAAAGCACGGCUCGGCAAUCGACCCCUGGAAAAUCGUCUUCCUAGUAACGGGUCUACUGACCAUUGUACUGGGCCUCAUCUUCCUAUGGAUCAUCCCGGACAACCAGCUCAACGCGCGCUGGCUAAAGAAGGAAGAUCGUGUUCUGGCCGUUGCCCGCGUGAGGGUUAACCAGCAGGGUAUUGGCAACAAGCAUUUCAAAAUGUAUCAGGUCAAAGAGGCGUUGCUUGACCCUAUGACUUGGGCUUUCUUCUUUUAUGCACUUAUUGCUGAUAUUCCUAAUGGUGGCAUUACUAAUUUCUUUAGUCAGAUGAUCAAAAGCUUCGGCUACGACGAGAAACAAAGUCUGAUCCUGGGUGUUCCCGGCGGCGCUGUGGAAGUCGUCGCUCUACUUCUCAACGGCUGGGUCGGUCAUAUCACCGGGCAACGUAUCCUCGCCAGUUUGGGUGGCCUCGUCGCCUCGAUCGUGGGCAUGUUGCUUAUCGUCGCGCUACCCCUGUCCAACGAUGUCGGUCGCUUAAUCGGCUACUAUCUCACCCAAGCUAGCCCGACACCCUUUGUGGCCUUGUUGUCACUCAUCUCUUCCAACGUGGCUGGAUACACGAAGAAGACGACCGUCGCAGCUUUAUAUCUGAUUGGGUAUUGUGCAGGAAAUAUCAUUGGUGAGUGGAACUCGGAAAAACAAUACCACACCGACACAAAGUGUCAAAAUGGUGGAAUUGUGGAUUGUGGGUUGUGCAUUGUGGAUUGCGCUGACCUCCGUCCUUGUAUACUUAUAGGCCCGCAGACAUUCCGUCCUAAGGACGGACCCCGCUAUGUCCCCGCUGAAAUCACCAUUAUUGUUUGCUGGGGUGUGUGUCUGUUCCUGCUGGUCGGGGUUUGGCUUUGGUAUCGUCGUGAGAAUAAGCGCAAGACGCUGUUCAUUGCCCGACCGGAGUAUGUGAGACUGGAGAAUCAAGAGUGGCUUGAUUUGACAGACCGGGAGAACCCCGAAUUCCUGUAUUCGCUGUAG
Messenger RNA from Penicillium canescens, 1671 nucleotides. Its product is annotated as allantoate permease family MFS transporter. Gene Ontology annotation, biological process: dipeptide transport; transmembrane transport; tripeptide transport. NCBI's taxonomy places the organism in Eukaryota, Fungi, Ascomycota, Eurotiomycetes, Eurotiales, Aspergillaceae. Bases 1 to 1671 code for a protein of 556 amino acids. The transcript is spliced from 6 exons. Gene Ontology annotation, molecular function: dipeptide transmembrane transporter activity; allantoate transmembrane transporter activity. The record is from RefSeq and is a predicted model, not a curated record. Gene Ontology annotation, cellular component: plasma membrane.